This is a messenger RNA of Engraulis encrasicolus (European anchovy), 2313 nucleotides long. RefSeq names its product glutamine--fructose-6-phosphate aminotransferase [isomerizing] 2-like. Gene Ontology annotation, molecular function: carbohydrate derivative binding; L-glutamine:D-fructose-6-phosphate transaminase (isomerizing) activity. The record is from RefSeq and is a predicted model, not a curated record. NCBI's taxonomy places the organism in Eukaryota, Metazoa, Chordata, Actinopteri, Clupeiformes, Engraulidae. Gene Ontology annotation, biological process: UDP-N-acetylglucosamine metabolic process; carbohydrate derivative biosynthetic process; fructose 6-phosphate metabolic process. The transcript has 19 exons. The coding region runs from base 138 to 2192 and encodes 684 amino acids.
UCUCGGAGCGAACCAGGAUUUCAGACUGUGAACGCACUGAUUAAAGACAGCGCAACUGAAGUUUCAAGAGUGCGCACAAGUGCUUAACACAAGUCAAGAAAACUUCACGAUAAAGUUCACGGAUAGUCUACGGCAGGAUGUGCGGGAUAUUUGCUUACCUGAACUAUCAAGUGCCCCGCACAAGGAAAGAGAUCUUUGAGACGCUGGUGAAAGGACUGCAGAGGCUGGAGUACAGAGGAUAUGAUUCAGCCGGUGUUGCAGUGGACGGAUCAGCCAAGAACAACGAGAAAGAUGCAAACAACAACAUCUGUCUGAUUAAGCAGAAGGGGAAAGUCAAGAACCUGGAUGAGGAGCUUUACAAGAAGGGCACCCUGGACCUCGAUGAGGAGCUGCAGACCCACUCUGGCAUCGCUCACACCCGCUGGGCCACACACGGAGAGCCCAGCCCCGUCAACAGCCACCCUCACCGCUCCGACAAAAACAACGAAUUUGUUGUGAUCCACAAUGGAAUCAUCACAAACUACAAGGAGCUGAAGAAGUACCUGAACUCCAAGGGCUACGAGUUUGAGUCUGAGACGGACACGGAGGUCAUCCCCAAGCUGAUCAAGUAUGUGUACGAUAACCGCGAGAAGGAGCACGUCUCAUUCUCAACACUCGUGGAGCGCGUCAUCCAGCAGCUGGAAGGUGCUUUUGCUCUGGUUUUCAAAAGUAUCCACUUCCCAGGAGAGGCUGUGGCCACCAGGAGGGGGAGCCCACUGUUGAUUGGUGUUCGAAGCCAAUUUGAGCUGACAAGCCAACACAUUCCCAUCAAGUACAGUGGGAAUAAGUCGGACGGAGUCCAGGAGAAGAACAGUCGCAACAGGGCCGAGUCUGUGGGCGAGCAGCAGGACCUGAUGGACAUGAAGGCCGUGGAGUACUACUUCGCCUCAGACGCCAGUGCCAUCAUCGAGCACACCAACAAAGUCAUCUACCUGGAGGACGACGACAUCGCCGCGGUGAUCAACGGUAAGCUGUCCCUGCACCGCGUCAACAGGAAGACCGGCGAGGAGUCCGUCAGGGCCAUCCAGACCUUGCAGAUGGAGCUGCAGCAGAUCAUGAAAGGUAACUUUGAUGCCUUCAUGCAGAAGGAGAUCUUCGAGCAGCCAGAGUCCGUGGUGAACACAAUGAGAGGGCGGAUCUGCUUCGAGGCCAGCAAAGUAAUUCUUGGAGGGUUGAAGGACCACCUGAAGGAGAUCAAGCGCUGCAGGAGGCUCAUCAUGAUUGGCUGUGGCACCAGCUUCCACGCCGCUGUGGCGACCAGGCAGAUCCUGGAGGAGUUGACGGAGCUUCCUGUCAUGGUGGAGCUGGCCAGUGACUUCCUGGACAGGUACACGCCCGUCUUCAGAGACGACGUCUGCUUCUUCAUCAGCCAAUCAGGUGAGACGGCGGACACCUUGAUGGCGCUGCGCUACUGUAAGGACCGGGGCGCUCUGACUGUGGGCAUCACCAACACUGUGGGCAGCUCUAUCUCCAGGGAGACCACCUGCGGCGUCCACAUCAACGCCGGGCCCGAGAUUGGGGUGGCCAGCACCAAGGCGUACACCAGUCAGUUUGUGGCGUUGAUCAUGUUUGGUCUGAUGAUGAGUGAGGACCGCAUCUCCAUGCAGAAGAGGAGGGAGGAGAUCAUCACCGGCCUGAGAGACCUCCCGGACAUGAUCAAGAAGGUGCUGGAGCUGGACCCCAAGAUCAAGUGCAGUGCUGAGGAGCUGUACCAGCAGAAGUCCCUACUGGUCAUGGGCAGAGGCUUCAAUUAUGCCACCUGCCUGGAGGGGGCACUGAAAAUCAAGGAGAUCACCUACAUGCACUCGGAGGGCAUCCUGGCGGGGGAGCUGAAGCACGGGCCGCUGGCGCUGAUCGACAAGCACAUGCCCGUCAUCAUGGUCAUCAUGAGAGAUGGCUGCUACACCAAAUGCCAGAAUGCUCUGCAGCAGGUCACGGCCAGACAGGGCAAGCCCAUCAUCAUCUGUAGCCAGGACGACCAGGAGACCAUCAAGUCGGCGUACACGACGAUCGAGCUGCCGCACACGGUGGACUGCCUGCAGGGCAUCCUCAGCGUCAUCCCCCUACAGCUCAUGUCCUUCCACCUCGCAGUGCUGCGCGGAUUCGACGUUGACUGUCCCAGAAAUCUGGCCAAGUCGGUCACUGUGGAGUAAAACUACAGCUGAGGAAAGGACAAUGAGAACAUACUCCACAACAUAGUGCAAUUAAGUGUGUUUGAACAAGUGUGUGUGGGUGUUUGUAUACAUAGGGUAUGUGUGUGUGUGUGUGUGUGUG